GAACUGUGUCUUCACAAACACCACAACCUGUUGGAGGAAUCGCCGAAAGCGUAGCAGCUGCAGGUUGCAGUAAUGGACUCCCUCUCAGUAGCCAACGGCAGCUUUCUUCUAGAUCUUUACAAAAAGCUGAUCCAAUCAUCUGAAGGCAAUAUUUUCUUUUCUCCUUGGAGCAUCACAUCUGUUCUAGCCAUGGUCCACAUGGGAGCAAGAGGUAGAACCGCCAGCCAGAUGGCUGAGGUGCUUCGUUUCAAUGCAUCAUCAGAAGAGUCUGAAAGGCCUUCACAGGAACCAGGACUCAAUAAAGAUGAAACCAUCAACAGUCAAUUCCAGGAACUGAUUUCUAAAAUCAACCAACCCAAUAACACCUACCUGCUGAAAACUGCUAAUAGAGUAUAUGGAGAAAAGACUUUCGAUUUUAACAGCGAGUACCUUCAGCUCACUAAGAAGUACUAUCAUGCAGAACUACAACCAGUUGAUUUUUUGAAUGCUGCAGAACAAGUCAGAGACCAGAUCAACGUUUGGGUUGAAAAACAAACUGACAACAAAAUCAAGAAUCUUCUGCCUAAAGAUUCGGUUGGUGCUCAAACAGCACUGGUCAUAGUAAAUGCCAUUUACUUCAAAGGAAAGUGGGAGAAAAGAUUUGAGAAAGCAAACACUACUGAGAAGCCUUUCAGACUGAGUAAGACCCAGUCAAAGCCUGUGCAAAUGAUGUUUCUAAAAGGUACAUUGCCAACCUUCUACAUUGAUAUCCUGAGGGUUCGUAUUCUUGAGCUCCCAUAUGAGAACAAUGAUGUCAGCAUGUUCAUCAUGCUUCCAGACGACAUCGAAGAUGAGUCGACUGGUCUGGAAAUGCUGGAAAAAGAACUAACAUAUGAGAGAUUGUCGAUAUGGACGAGUUCGGAUAUGAUGCAGAAAAGGAAGGUGGAGCUUCACUUACCAAAGAUCAAACUGGAAGAGAGUUUCGACCUCAAGUCCAUCCUAAGCAGUAUGGGGAUGAAGGAUGCUUUCAUUCCAGGCCAAGCUAACUUCUUGGGAAUGUCAAAAAAAGGCGACUUGGCUUUGUCAGAGGUGUAUCACAAGUCCUUUGUGGAGAUCAAUGAAGAGGGCACUGAAGCAGCAGCUGCCUCAGCAGCCACCAUUGUAAUAAGGUCAUCUCAGAAGCCCAUAAAAUUCGAAGCAAACCAUCCUUUUAUCUUCUUUAUCAAGCACAAGGCAACAAAAAACACCCUCUUCUUGGGCAGAUUCUCUUCUCCAUAGAAUGUGGUUGCCAAUGUAAUGAACCUACCAG
Podarcis raffonei (Aeolian wall lizard) is the source of this 1288-nucleotide messenger RNA. Its product is annotated as serpin B10-like. The transcript is spliced from 8 exons. NCBI's taxonomy places the organism in Eukaryota, Metazoa, Chordata, Lepidosauria, Squamata, Lacertidae. Gene Ontology annotation, biological process: negative regulation of endopeptidase activity. Gene Ontology annotation, molecular function: serine-type endopeptidase inhibitor activity. Bases 73 to 1257 code for a protein of 394 amino acids. The record is from RefSeq and is a predicted model, not a curated record.